This is a messenger RNA of Adineta ricciae, 462 nucleotides long. The record is from the annotation of a GenBank genome assembly. Lineage: Eukaryota; Metazoa; Rotifera; Eurotatoria; Adinetida; Adinetidae.
AUGAUCGACGAUGGCUAUACGUUCGUUGAAAGCAGUAUCGCUACGACGGGCUACUCUGAAGCACUUGCUAAUUUAAUCGAGUGCGAGAUGGCUUCAGGUCUUUUUACAAAUGAAGGAAGUCGUCGUGUUCGUCUACACGUCAUUCGCCGUGUUCUCUCAAACAGGAACCAGGAAGCGCAAAGCAACGUUAACAGAGACACUCUUCAAGUCGGAGAUGUUAUCAUUCUCAAUGUGCGACAUGAGGCCAUAGAUGGUAUAUCGAUCAAGUACUUUUUGGAUGACUUGGCAGAAGGCUACACAAAUAAACAUCUCUCUGACCAAGACGAUAAUAUUACAUAUCUGGAUUACACUGUAUACGAGCGCCUAAAUGACCAUUCGGCUAGUGUUGCUUUCUGGAAAGACCAUCGUGGCAAUUUAGAUUGUUCGAAAUUCAUGGCUCGCUUUCCUUAUGAUCAGCCGUAA